UCUUCUACCAUCUCCUCCUUUCAUGAGAUGGGGCGCAAAAAGCGAAAUAAAAUAGAAGGAGAGCUUGAAAUACAACAUAAGCAUCAACAAGCUUGGCCCAAUAAAAAUUAUGGCGUUGUGAUUCUUUUCCCAUCCCUCAUCAGGGUCUACAACACUCUGCCCAUCAUUCUUCAACCAAAACAUUUUCAGUGCAUGAUCUGGAAUAAUAGGGUUUCGUUAGGGUUGGUUCUUUAGUCUGAAGAGUAGCCCAGUCGUGACCGUAGUCUUCUGAGUGAAUAUCUCAAGCAAUACACCUUAGAAUUAGAUCAGCACACAUUUUAGGUAUAGAUCUGUCUCUUCUUCUUUCUAAAUCUAAUCAAAAACAAGCAAAGAGCAGGGCUCUUAGACCUAGAAGUAGAAAUCAGCGGACGUCAAGCGCGGAGUGUGAUGACCGGAAACGCAGCCUUUUUCCUCGCGAGGUCCGGGUAAUCGCAAUCGGUAAAGAGCCAUCUACUACUUUUUGGCUCUUCCGCCGCCAUUCAUGUCUGCCAGUUUUCCUGGUAGGCCCACACCUAAACUAACCUAUUACGAACAAGGAUGAAAAGUUCUCUUUCUUAUAUAAGGUUACGAAUACUCUUGCACUUCAUCGUUAAAAAGAUACUCCUGAAGAAAAGUUCUUAAACUAUUCGUUGUUGUAUUACACUUUUUUAUUACUACUACAUACAACUGGAACUGUUGCUGUUCACGUGGUCACUCUUACUUAGUCACUGCUGGGUGAGCUUUCAAUUGAGAGACUUAUUGUACUCCUAACAGUAAUCACUAUGACAAUUAACUUCUUACGAAAGUAUCUUAGUAACUAUAAAAAUGGAUCGGCUUGUAGUUUUUCUCCUCUGUAUGUACUGAUGAGCUACGAAAUAAAUCGGUCGCGACGGGGGCGAUGUCUUAUUCCAUUAAGAUCACACGACGACAGUCUUAUUCCGCAAGCGUGUUCGUCUGACAAAGACAAGGCGAG
Molecule: messenger RNA, 991 nt
Organism: Amoebophrya sp. A25
Lineage: Eukaryota; Dinophyceae; Syndiniales; Amoebophryaceae
Source: the annotation of a GenBank genome assembly